This is a messenger RNA of Mesorhabditis spiculigera, 1608 nucleotides long. Lineage: Eukaryota; Metazoa; Nematoda; Chromadorea; Rhabditida; Rhabditidae. The record is from the annotation of a GenBank genome assembly.
AUGAGCAUCGCCGCGUCGCCCUCCAUCUGCAUGGGCCGUAAAAGAACGAUUGCCACAUCGCCGAUCGUCUUCUCACCCACCGGUGUGCCGGCUGCCAAGAAGUCGAGGACCCUGAAGAAGCCCCUCAACACGUUCAUCUCGUUCGACCAGUUCAAGCAGAUGCCACUCGACAUCUGGUUGUUGCUGAUGAACGUGCUCAGCCCGCCCGAACUCCUGAACUUGGCGCACUCGCAUUCCUUCUUCAAGGAGUUGAUCACCAAGUCUCCAAAGCGAUGGGGCACCCUGAAGGAGUGCACGAAGGCCGACCUAACAUACAGCCUUUUCUCUGUUGAGGCAAAGAUGUACAAACUGACGCGCAGCGGGGCGGACUGGUGGCCGGAAGAGAAAUAUCUGCUCGCAUACGGUGAUGAAUACGGCUUCAAGCGCGAACUGGACCGCGGCUAUCCGCCGUACGAAGGCCGACGGUGCCACCAUGUGUCGCCAGACGUGGAUCGCGAGCCUCCGGCCGUCGAAGACCUCCAGAUACUGCUCAACAACGCGACUUUUGAUCAAUUUGGAUUCGGCAGCGGCUGGCCGGUGCCCGAGGCCGAGAAGUACGAGAAGGCGCCCUACAUUCGAGCUCAAACCGCGAUGCUGCCGAUCGAGGGCCCGAAAGAAGAACUGUGCCGCCAGAUUGCCACGACAAAGCCGUACUGUUUGGCUGUACACUCCAGCCCGGGCGAGGCUGGUGGUGAACUCCGUUCUACGAUUAACGAUGUGGUGAUGCUGAUGCCGGACUUGAAGAAGCUGUGGGUCCACCUUGGCCGUGAGAUCUGCGAGUCUGAGUGCCUCGUCGACGUGAAGAUGCCCACCAUCGUCGUCUACAUGGCGCUGAUGAAAGAAGUGCCCGGCGCCAAAGACGAUUACUACAAAACGUACGAGCCAGACGUCGCGCUGCGCGAGCAGUUCUACCACACACUGGUGCCCACGUUGCAGACCAUGAUCCUGCAAUGGGCGAAGCGGGAACGCGAUAUUGACCACGUCGUGGUGAACGCGCUGCGGACGGCUGCCGGAGAAGACACGUACAUCACAUCGGACGACUGCCCGGAAAUUCUUCGAGAGCUCCGGAAGCUGCCAGACAAGCUGUGCGAGGGGCACGUCGACCUUCACCGUAUCCUUAAGCAAAGGGGAACUUGCCUGAUCCGGCGCGAGCCAUUCAGCAACGAGGGUCUCCUCGUCACUACGCAAGGGAGCAGCAUCAUCCUCAUCACCUGUGGCUACACAUCGCACAGACACCGCACCUGGCUCCAGUACCGGGAACAGAACAACGCCGCUGACAACAUGGGGCAGAAAAUGGAGGCGGCCCGAGAGCGGCAGUUUUGCGAUGAUCGGGAUUGGGUUGUGGAGGAGCGCUCGGUAGCGAUGCAACGCUGCGAGACCAUCGCCAACGAAUGGGUCAACAGCGACAUGUACAAGGCGACGACGACGCGCGACAUGUUUGUUGAUUGCAUGGCGUACGGCUAUAGUCGCCAGCGAGGCAGUGCUUGGCCGUACUCGCCUGACCACUCGGGAAUGCGCGCCGACCCGAUCCUGUCCGCCUACAGCGACCUGUUCAAGAACCAAAAAAAC